AACGUAAUUUCUGCCCAUUGUGGCGCACAUUCAGUAAUCGUUUGUUUUUUUCUAUAAUUGAAAAAACGUUUAUUUUUAAUUGAAAACCUCAGAGGUCAAGCUCAGCUUCGACUUUGACCGGGUUUUGUGCUUUCGUGGCGAUUUUGCACACGUGUAUACAGACCAGGUGGACACGCAUGCAAACAUAUAUGAACUUGUGCAUGAGUGUUUGUGUACAUAUGCGUAUGAAUGUGUAAAAUUUACCAGUGCUAACACCAAUUAUGUAAAAGCCUUAAAUGUGGCUUUGGGAUUAUAUUAUGGAAGUUAAACAACGUCAUACAGCUCGCAAAAAUGUUCGAGUGCCUGUGGUCUACAUUGGUUCAGUUUCUGCCACCUUCUGUGCUCUUUAUUUGGUAUUUGGCUGUGGUGCACAGCUCUUGUGCAACAUAAUUGGCGUACUUUAUCCAGCUUAUGUGUCCAUUCAUGCCAUUGAAUCGAGCACUAAACAGGAUGAUACCAAAUGGCUUAUCUACUGGGUGACCUUUGGUAUAUUCACGGUCAUUGAAUUUUUCUCCCAUCUCCUAACCAACAUUAUUCCACUCUACUGGCUGUUUAAGUGUGGCUUCCUCAUUUGGUGCAUGUUGCCAGUGGACAACAAUGGGUCUGUUAUUAUUUACAACAAGUUGGUGCGCCCACAUUUCCUGAAGCAUCAUGCUUCUGUUGACAAAAUCAUCGAUGAUGGCAUUAGGAAGGCUGGCAGCGUGCUAAAGGAUGACUAAAGGCGCUAUUACGUCUUUAUCACUUCCUUGAGCAUUUUUGUAGUCUCCGCCGUCAGUUUGCAUCAUAUUGGACCGCAAUGAUUGUCUGCACAUUUAAUUUUGUACUUGAUUGUUGUUUUGGGCGCAUGCCACUUGGUUUUGAAAACCCCCAUUUGAUGACUCGCAUUAGAUGUGUUUAUAGUGAAAUCUCGGCUUGUUAACAUAAAUUAAAAGAAUACACAAAAUUAACUAUU
Messenger RNA from Drosophila hydei, 991 nucleotides. RefSeq names its product receptor expression-enhancing protein 5 (gene ReepB). Lineage: Eukaryota; Metazoa; Arthropoda; Insecta; Diptera; Drosophilidae. The record is from RefSeq and is a predicted model, not a curated record. The coding region runs from base 276 to 758 and encodes 160 amino acids. The transcript has 4 exons.